Penicillium antarcticum is the source of this 1296-nucleotide messenger RNA. Its product is annotated as isocyanide synthase family protein. The transcript has 4 exons. NCBI's taxonomy places the organism in Eukaryota, Fungi, Ascomycota, Eurotiomycetes, Eurotiales, Aspergillaceae. The record is from RefSeq and is a predicted model, not a curated record. Bases 1 to 1296 code for a protein of 431 amino acids.
AUGCUUGCCACAAACUUAGUCAGAGCACAUGCACAUCUGGACUUUGUAUCUUCUGACCGAGCUGCUCUUGUCCCAAAAGCCCGAGUCCUUUUUCUUCCAAAACCACACCCAGUACCUCGAAAGACAGAUGAUGCGCUUGCUCAGAUCAAUACGCCGGUGAUAUGUCCCGUACCCGCGCAAUUGAAGGCAGAAGAGGUAAUGGACAUCGUGGAAGGAUACGGCUAUCAUGAACGAACAACAGCGGCAAAAGAGUGGCUUGGGCGAUCAUCUUUCAUACCGCGCGUACAGACGCAUAUCAAGAAUAACAGAACAAUUCCUCUGGUACUACCUGCCUUCCCAAUGAAAAGCAACAACCGCAUGGAGAAGGUGCUAGGCGCAUUGCCAGAUCUUGGGGAAGAGCUUGGUUUGGCGAGGUUGGUAAAUCUAUGUGGGGAUAUCAAAGCCGUGUAUCCGCCGGGUGCGAUUGUGGUUAUUGUCACUGACGGAAUUUGCUAUAAUGAUUUGACUGGGAUCUCCGAUGCAGAAGUCUGGGACUAUGGAAGCCGACUACGGGAUAUUGCCACUGAAAAGAGAUACGGAUGUAUCCAAUUCAAUCGAAUCAUGAACCUACUUGGUCUCUAUUGCCGCGAGAAGAUCUCCAAGUCUGAAUAUGUGAAACUCUGUGGUGUAUCACGAGCAGAGCUUCAUCGGAGGCAUGGGAGACCUGGAUUUGAUGUUGAUGGAUUUUUGAAGAGCAACGAAGACUAUCUUCGGACAUAUAAUGGCUAUGAUAAGUUCAUGAAGAUCGAUCUCAAGUAUAGUCCGGCGACCAAAGACUGUCCCGGGCCAAAGCAAUACAAGAAGAGCGUGAAAACCAUAGCAAAAGCUAUGAUUGUUCGGGGGGUGGAAUUUGCAGAGCUCUUACGCCAGGUCUACCCAGAUUCAUUGCGUCUCUCUAUCCAUCCCUCAUCGGGACAGACGAAGCUAUCUUGUCCCUUGAUCCCACAAAUAGACUCAUUCUCCAUGAGUCCCUGGCACUGCAGUAUUGCAGUAAAACUGGACGGUACAUUCCUCACGGCUCACAAGUCAUCGCACAGGCAGAACUUCGACCUUGUGGAGAAGAAUGGACAGCCAUAUUUCUUCCGAGAAAGCUCUCCGCUGUUCAAGUGGGACGUCGAAGUCGAAUUUGAACAUCAGUAUGAACAAAGCCUUGUGAUUCGACAAAAAGAUCCGAAUGAGCAACUGUCUGACUCUGACCUAGACAAGUUGGCACAUCUGGCUAUUAAGCAUAAAACUGUAAAGUUUGACUAUAUUUGA